UGUCUGUACACCCGAGAGCGAGUCCCCCCGUCUCCUUGGCUACUUACAUAUACCUCCCAGCUACCCGGCACACACGGGCCAUCCAUCCACCCAUCUAUGCCUCUUCCCCCUCCCCCUCCACCUCCACCUCCCCAUCACUACGGCCAUCGCUACCGCUGUCGGUGUCCAAAUCGCCGACACCGUCGCUCUCGCUGUCCCCAUCCUCGCCGCCUUGCUCAUCGUCAAUCUGAAUCGCACCCGCCUGAAUCAAGGCCGCCUGCCGCUGCACGUCGACGCGAUCCGGGAAGUGGUUGAGGAGAAGCGCGACUGCCUGAAUGGAUAAUAAGGGACAGACGACACACUAACAGUAUGUAUGUGCUUGCGCUCCUCUGUCGACAUGAUGCCUCCAAGGCAGCCCACCAGCGCUGCGGCGCCCAUGUCAUUGUGUGCCUGCUGCUCGACUAUCUUGUCCAAACCGCCGGCCUGCACAGAAGGCACAGAAAGAUAACCGUGGGUAUGCUGUUCGCUUUCUCAUCAUUGUCCUCUUCUCCCUCUGUCUCACCUGCUCUAUUAGUGUGGAGUAGGGGUUGUCGGGGAGACCCUCGUUGGCCUGCUUCUGACGACCCGCACUGCACAUGAGAGGGCAACACGUCGGCAGCACACAGGCGGCAUAGUUUGUUGACCAACCUGGAUAUUUUGUCCAGCACGGAGAUCAUGCCGCUGAGUCGCGUGCUGUCGUCGCCAUCGAGCAGGUCACAGAAGAACUGGAUGCCGCCACACUCAACCGCAUGCUCAACCUGUACGAUUGAGCAAACGCGACAUGAGCUCAGGAAACAUAUUCAAUGUGUGUGGGCGGCUGGUAUACACAGAUACGCAUACACACCUGCUGCUGCGAUCCUCCCAUUGCUACAUUUCCGACGCUUAUGGCCGCCAUGUCCUUCACGACCUCAUCGGUCUCCCCGCUGGCCGCCACGUCGAUCAGCCGAGGCACCAGAUCACCAUCGAUGAGCGCCUGCUUGUGGGCGGUGCUACCUGCAGCCAAUCAAUCCACACCAAGCAGCACCUUUUACUGUGACGUGCUGAAUGAGAUGCGUGCGUGGCAGAGGUACCUGUGGCUAGGAACAUCGCCGUCAGG
Messenger RNA from Vitrella brassicaformis, 1114 nucleotides. The record is from the annotation of a GenBank genome assembly. NCBI's taxonomy places the organism in Eukaryota, Vitrellaceae.